AUGGCUAGCGCCGAUAUCUCUCUACUACCAUUUAAAGCUGAUUUUGAAAACUUGUCGGAAGUUCAGAACUUUUUAUAUACCACUUUACAGGAAUUAAGGAAAGAUUCCAACUGGCCAACAGAAUUAAAAUCAGGAAUUAUCAGCAAAUUACCAAAUGGCAGAAAAAUUCGUCUUAUAUUACCAAAGGGAAGAGAUAAAACUCUUCAACUAUUACAAGAAUCCGCAACUGAAGAUAGCGAUGUGGGUGAAUCAAUGAGGAAUCCUGAAGAACUGAUAUUCGUAGGGUUUUUCGGCUUCAGUAAACCGCGGGAAAUCUUGACCAAAGAGGUCUUCGAUAAAAUAUGGAAGGCAGACCAGAUUUUAGUGGAUGAAUUUAAAAAUCAGAAAUAUCUAAUGGCCUACGUUUCAGCAGAACAAGAAAUUGGGGGUGACUGGAUGAAUUUAGUGUUAUGCUCUUCUCCUCAAGGUAUAACUGAUUGGCAUAAUUUUGAAUUUCAUAGUGAUAUGGCAAGUGAAAUUUCACCAGAGUAUUAUUCUCGUAUCAGAAUUCAUCGAGGAAGAUUACAUAAAGGUCUAAAGAGUGAAAAAUUUACAGUAUACCAAACACUGUUUUUAGCUUAUGGAAACGACAAAGAAGGUUCUGUGAAACGCCUAUGCCGAGUGUGGAAUACACGGGAAGAGGAUAAAUAUUUUAUCACUGACAGUUCCUGA
Molecule: messenger RNA, 711 nt
Organism: Lottia gigantea (owl limpet)
Lineage: Eukaryota; Metazoa; Mollusca; Gastropoda; Lottiidae
Exons: 2
Coding region: 1-711 (236 amino acids)
Source: RefSeq, a predicted model, not a curated record